Acanthosepion pharaonis is the source of this 570-nucleotide messenger RNA. NCBI's taxonomy places the organism in Eukaryota, Metazoa, Mollusca, Cephalopoda, Sepiida, Sepiidae. The record is from the annotation of a GenBank genome assembly.
AUGUCUCAGUUCCUAUCUAUCUAUCUAUCUAUCUAUCUAUCUAUCUUUUAUCUAUCUGUUCAUCUUUUCUAUCUAUCUAUCUAUCUAUCUAUCUAUCUAUCUAUCUAUCUAUCUAUCUAUCUAUCUUCAGUCUCUUCCUAUCUGUCUGUUCAUAUCUAUCUAUCUAUCUAUCUAGAGAAAGAGAGAAAGGGAGAGAGAAGGAUAGACAUUAGACUGUUAAUUAUCGAUUUCAAUGUGUUCAUGAUCUAUCUAUCUAUCUAUCUAUCUAUCUAUCUAUCUAUCUAUCUAUCAAAGAGUUCAUUAUCUAUCUAUCUAUCUAUCUAUCUAUCUAUCUAUCUAUCUAUCUAUCUAUCUAUCUUCAGUCUCUUCCUAUCUAAGUCUGUUCAUAUCUAUCUAUCUAUCUAUCUAUCUAUCUAUCUAUCUAUCUAUCUGUUCAUUAUCUAUCUAGAGAAAGAGAGAAAGGGAGAGAGAAGGAUAGAGAUUAGACUGUUAAUUAUCGAUUUCAAUGUGUUCAUGACCUAUCUAUCUAUCUAUCUAUCUAUCUAUCUAUCUAUCUAUCUAUCCCUUUAA